GGUGUGAGGCCUGGCCCAUCCCUCUCCUUGCCACCACCUAAGCCUCUGAGCUGGCCUGAGGUCACCAGGAGCACUACUCUGCACUGGGUGUGGCAGGGCGAGCUGUCUCCUUAAGAGCACACCAGGGAGAGAGAGGGAGCUGCAGGAGUCUCAAGGAGUCUGACCAGUUCCCUCCAGCCUGAUGGUAUUGUUCUGGGCGGGGCUGCUGGGUUUAAAAAGCCGGAACCCACCUAAGCUGACCACAGCCCCAGCAGCCUCCUCUGACCUGCACUCUGCACCCGGCUCUCAGCCCUGCCCUGAAGCUGUGACAUGGAGAGAGUGAUCUGGGGCCUUUUGACGCUGGCAGGCCUGCCCGUCUUGAAAGCCAGUGACCUGUUUGCUGAUAAAAACGAUCCCUUCUACUAUGACUGGGCAGGCCUGCAGCUGGUUGGGAUGAUCUUUGCUGGGAUCCUGUGCGUCGCUGGAUUUGCCUUCGCCCUGAGUGGCAAGUGUAAAUGCAAGCACAAUCAGAAGCAAAGCCCCUUACCUGAGAAAGCCACUCCACUCAUCACUCCAGGUUCUGCCAGUACCUGCUGAGCACAGGAGCAACUUUGUAGCACUCUGGCGCCAGUUCCCACGCUGCUGGCUCCCCACUUGGGGGCCUGACCCUCCAUGAUGGCCUUUCUCUCCAAAGGUGAGCCUUUAGGCUCCCUUCUGAUCAGGAGGCUGUCCAACGCUUAUUUGUAAAUUAAACCGGUCUCACUCUU
This is a messenger RNA of Equus quagga, 746 nucleotides long. It is a transcript of the gene FXYD4, whose product is annotated as FXYD domain containing ion transport regulator 4. The record is from RefSeq and is a predicted model, not a curated record. Gene Ontology annotation, biological process: potassium ion transmembrane transport; regulation of sodium ion transmembrane transporter activity. Bases 310 to 576 code for a protein of 88 amino acids. Lineage: Eukaryota; Metazoa; Chordata; Mammalia; Perissodactyla; Equidae. The transcript has 8 exons. Gene Ontology annotation, cellular component: membrane. Gene Ontology annotation, molecular function: sodium channel regulator activity.